Molecule: messenger RNA, 704 nt
Organism: Oncorhynchus gorbuscha (pink salmon)
Lineage: Eukaryota; Metazoa; Chordata; Actinopteri; Salmoniformes; Salmonidae
Gene: opa3
Product: outer mitochondrial membrane lipid metabolism regulator OPA3
Exons: 2
Coding region: 55-588 (177 amino acids)
Biological process (GO): regulation of lipid metabolic process
Cellular component (GO): mitochondrion
Source: RefSeq, a predicted model, not a curated record
CCAACCACCGUUAAACCUCAACGAAGAAGAAGAAGAAGGAGUGUUUCCGUCAAGAUGGCUGUCGGUGCCUUCCCCAUCGCCAAGCUCCUCUACCUCGGUGUACGGCAGCUCAGCAAGCCCGUAGCCAACAAGCUCAAGGCCGGGGCUCUCCGGAGCGAGUUCUUCAAGACAUAUGUUUGUCUUCCACCGGGACAGAUUUACCACUGGGUGGAGAUGAGGACCAAGAUGAGGAUCAUGGGUUUUCGGGGUUCCACCAUCAAGCCCCUGAACGAAGAGGCGGCAGCAGAGCUGGGUGCAGAGCUGCUAGGGGAGGCCAUCAUCUUCAUCAUCGGAGGAGGGUGUAUGAUCCUAGAGUACAGUAGACAGGCGGCCAACUCUAAGAGGAAGGAAGAAGAGCUGAGUCACACCAUUGGCAGUCUGCAGACACAGAUAGGAGAGCUGACCUUGAACACAGAGACACUGGAUGCCAGGCUAAGGGAGGUCAACAGGCUGCUGCUCUCCUUACCACCUCCUGUUACCACGCAAGUUCCUGUGUCGGAUCCUGCUACCACUCUGGCUUCCUCUUCUGUGGAUCCCAGUCAAAAGUGAUACCUGUGUAAUUUCUGAAUUAGCCUGAUGGUCUUCAGAUCUGUUUGUCUUUAGCCAAGUUCUCAUGUCAUAACUAACCUUUUCAUAUCUGUCUCUCUCUCAAUGUAGUGUUGUCA